Tripterygium wilfordii is the source of this 2216-nucleotide messenger RNA. Its product is annotated as phosphoinositide phosphatase SAC8. Gene Ontology annotation, biological process: phosphatidylinositol dephosphorylation. The transcript has 21 exons. NCBI's taxonomy places the organism in Eukaryota, Viridiplantae, Streptophyta, Magnoliopsida, Celastrales, Celastraceae. The coding region runs from base 132 to 1901 and encodes 589 amino acids. The record is from RefSeq and is a predicted model, not a curated record. Gene Ontology annotation, molecular function: phosphatidylinositol-4-phosphate phosphatase activity. Gene Ontology annotation, cellular component: endoplasmic reticulum.
GACGAUUUUUUCCUUGGUUUUCUAAUUUUUCUCCAAGUAUCAAUUUAUCAAUCAACGAAUAGAAGAUCGAAAUCCAAGAUCUCUCCCGGUUUUUUCUUCCCGCGUUGGAAUAGAGGAUUGAGAACACGACUAUGGAAACUGGAUCCUCUUCAGGUAGAUUCAAGCUUCACGAUAAGUUGGAAUUGCAGGAAUUUCAAGACAAGUAUGUGGUCAAAUCAAUCGAAUCCCCCGGUCAAGGUUUCUCGAUUAGUCGUCACGACGGGAAUAUCGAGCCACUUGAGGAAGAUGAUCAUUCAGGAAGUCCAUCCAAAGUCUCUACCAUUUAUGGCGUUGGCGGAACCAUUAGAUUGCUUGCAGGGACUUAUUUACUCGUUAUAACUUCGCAAAGGGAAGUGGGAACCUUUCUUGGUUUUCCCAUCUUUCUUGUAACGUCCAUGAAGUUCCUACCCUGCAAUGAGGCAUUGAAAUUUUCAACCAUGCAAGAAAAAAAAGAUGAGGCUUACUUUGUUACUUUGUUGAAGACUGUAGAAUUAUCGCCUGGGUUGUACUAUUCAUAUGAAACAGAUAUAACACUUAACUUACAGAGAAGAUUGAAAUUAGCAGAAGGAUGGGAGGCUAAACCAAUUUGGAAGCAGGCUGACCCAAGAUUUGUUUGGAACAGAAAUCUCUUGGAGGAACUUAUUGAGUUUAAGCUUGAUGGAUUUAUCAUUCCUCUACUACAAGGAAGCUUUCAAGUGGCACAGAUGAAUCUGAAAGACAAACCUGCAAAAGUUGCAUUGAUUUCAAGGAGGUGUACUCGACGUCUAGGGACACGAAUGUGGAGACGGGGAGCUAAUCUUGAAGGAGACACUGCUAAUUUCAUUGAAACUGAGCAAUUGAUGGAGCUUCAAGGUUUCAGGUCCUCCUUAUUGCAGGUUAGAGGUUCAAUUCCACUUCUUUGGGAGCAAAUUGUUGAUUUGAGUUACAAACCACAACUUAGAACUAUUAAUCAUGAGCAAACGUCAAACGUCGUGGCCCGCCAUUUUCAAGAUCUCCUACAAAGAUAUGGAGAGACUAUAGCAAUUGACCUAACUGAUAAACAAGGUGAUGAAGGUCAAUUAAGCUCUGCAUAUGCUGCAGAGAUGCAAAAGCUUCCAAAUGUUAGAUAUAUCUCUUUUGACUUCCAUCAAGUUUGUGGCUCCUCAAAUUUUAAUAACCUACAAGUCCUAUACGAUCAAAUCUCGGCAGACUUCGAAAAGCAAGGAUAUUUCCUCGUAGAUGCAGAAGGAAAUGUGCUAGAGGAACAGAGAGGAAUAGUUAGAAGUAAUUGUGUUGAUUGCCUUGAUAGGACAAAUGUGACGCAGAGUUUCCUUGCUCGGAAAUCUUUAACUGUACAAUUGCAAAGGAUUGGAGUACUCACUGCCACCGAAGACAUUUCCUUGUUUCAUGAGGAUUAUGAAAAGUUCAGAACAUUGUGGGCUGAGCAAGGUGACGAAAUAAGCCUUGAAUAUGCUGGGACUCAUGCUCUAAAGGGAGACAUGGUUAGAUAUGGAAAACAGACAUUCGGUGGCUUAAUCAAAGAUGCCAUGAGUGCUCUUUCAAGAUACUAUUUAAACAACUUUCAAGAUGGACUCCGGCAGGAUGCAUUAGAUCUUAUAAGUGGUCGCUAUAGCGUCAGCAGAAAUAAUCCUUCACCAUUUCAGCUUAAUAGCUUCGAAUCUCUUUCUUAUCUCCCAGUAGCAUCAGCUUUGCUGAUUGGAGGUUUGACAGUUACAUCCUUGACACUACAGCAAGCAGGGAGAAAUGCACAGCAAUAUGUGUCUUCAGUGCUUUUGGCCGGUGCGACUGCUGGAGUGAUGGCAGUUAUCAGAGCUAAUGGAAGGCAGUUCUGUUCUAGGCCACGCUUGUGUGGCCUUCUAUGAUCAUCGUGUCUUGUGAGCUUCAGAAGGAAAACAUCCUCUCUGAGGAGUAUAAGGCAUCUCCAGUCAAAAAGAACGCUACAGAGAUCCCAUUCACAGAUUUGGUUUGGGCCUACCAAAUUCGCAGAUCAGAUAUAAUUUCUUCAGCCUUCAGCCAGAAGUGAUUAAUAAACACGCAAAAUCAGUAGUGUGGUUAGAUUAGAAUUUAUGAUUGAAAAAUAAAAUAAAAUUGAGAAAAUCGUUGAAAAAUUCUGAGACUAAAAAGUAAAACGAUGCUUUACUUACUGAACCAAAAGGAAUCCGUUUGUUUCUUCUGUA